AUGUCCCGUCGUGAGCGGAAGCGACGGGGUCGCUGGGAAACCUACAACUCCGAAUUUAACUCGGAAGAAGGUUUCUCGAACAAUGCAAUAGACAAGCAGGUCGACAAAGAGGUAUCGGCUCCUGUUCCAAAGGCGGCAUCGCAAAACUUGGGUGGAGAGAAUGUCGCGGUUAUAACGGACGAAUUCGGAGGAAAGGAUUAUCGAUCCGAUAUGCCUUUGAAGGCUGAUCACGCAUCUCGUCCUCUAUGGGUUGCUCCAGGAUGGUCACAUAUUUCUUGA
Molecule: messenger RNA, 279 nt
Organism: Cooperia oncophora
Lineage: Eukaryota; Metazoa; Nematoda; Chromadorea; Rhabditida; Trichostrongylidae
Source: the annotation of a GenBank genome assembly